CUCGCUCGCUCACCGCCUGCAGAGGAAUGGUUGGGGAAUAUUGUUUGAGGAAACGUGUCGAGUUUUGCAAUUGGCGAUCUUCGACAGGACGGUGAAGACAGAGGAAGGAGGGAGAGAAAGGCAGAGAGCUUUGCGGAAUCCGCCGCCACUGGCGUGUGAUCACAGCCUCGGCAACUGGAGAGAGAGAGAGGGGGGGUGGGGAGAGAGAGGGGGGGCAGGAACACUCGCUACAACAGCUGGGACAUCUAACGUCAGCUCUGAAACGCCGGGCCAUUGCAGCAGGGUUACUGCCCGGCGAGGGUCAAUGGAGCCGUCAGUUCCCCGGGUUUGCUCGCUGACUGUAGACCUCGCCAUCCCCAUCUGACUUGCACGGUGCCGCUUCGAGCACACACACACACACACACACACACACCAGCCGCUGCCUCCAUCCAAGUGGCGGCGCGUUUGAAGCGGCGGACAGCAGUUUGCUGGGUUUGAGUCAACACGGGGAAUGAGAGGAAACCUCGGACUCGUUAGUUUUUCACUUUGUAUUCACUGUGUGGACAUUACAAGCAGGACAAUAUAGACCCACCGCCGAAACCAUCUCCAGCUCAGGUCAGGUCCAACGAUUGGUAACUUUGCCGGUGGACUGUGGACUAGGAGGGUUGGUGCCGCAGCGGGUAGGCUAUGAGAGAACGCAUUCGCUGUCGCCUCGCUGGGCACCCAUCACAUGUAGGGAGACUAUUUCAACAGCCGGGGAUGCUUCACAGAGCGAAGUACAGCCGCUUUAGGAACGAUUCUUUGUCAUCCUUGGAGGAACCUUCGACCAAUGCCGUCCUCAGGGGCAAGAGCCCGUCCUCUCCCCUGGCGCCGGGUUCAGCAGCGGAUGGGCUUCCACCCGAAGCGGAGGACAUUGCAAGCGGUCUGUCUGCCUUUCUUCCCAAAAUGGCUCACCUGAAACUGUCCCACUCAGCGGCCGGGCUACUUGGCCUCAAGAGUUUUCCGCGGGGCACCAGAGAAACGCCGAGGAGAAAAGUGACCAACUCUCUCCGGACUCGGGGUCUCUCCUCUCCCUCGGCUCUUGAUCUAACCCGCUGCCUUUCUGCACCCUCGCAGCCCGAGCCGCAGAAGGUGCCCGCGGGUACGAUGCAGCCGGCCAGCGGCGAGUGGGUCAGCAGCGUCCAUCCGGCAGAGCGGCCGGUAAAAGCACCGGCGCAAACACGGGAUGAUGAUCUCAACUCGGGCACACUUUACACUGUGAGAUAUAUGGGUUGUGUGGAGGUCCUGCAGUCCAUGAGGACACUUGAUUUCAGUACAAGAACCCAAGUAACAAGGGAAGCCAUAAGCAGAGUGUGUGAGGCUGUUCCAAGCACUAAAGCAGCCAUGAGGAAAAGAAGGCCUCCCAGCAAAGAAUUAUCUACUGUCCUCGGAAAGAGUAACCUCCAGUUUGCAGGAAUGCAGACCGUUAUGUCCAUCUCAACGAGCAGCCUCAGCUUAAUGAUCCCAGACUCCAAACAGAAAACGAUUGGAGAUCAGCGAGUGCUCUUUGUUUUUCAGUUGAUCGCCAAGCACCACAUGCAGUCGGUGUCUUUUGCCUCUGGAGGAGAUCCAGACACAAGCAAUUAUGUUGCUUAUGUAGCCAAAGACCCAGUGAAUCAAAGAGCAUGUCAUAUUUUGGAGUGUUUUGAUGAUUUGGCCCAAUGUGUUAUUAACAGCAUAGGACAAGCAUUUGAACUUCGCUUUAAACAAUACCUGAAGAACCCACAGGCAGCCAUUAAACCUAAUGAUGAGAGCAGAACAGUAGGCUUGGCCUUAUGGAAAGUGGCGAAUGAAGAUUCGAACCAUGAAUACUGCAAUGAAAUCCCAGGUAAACUGGUCUCUCCUGCAAGACUGCAGAAUGCAAGAGUAAAUGAAGAUUCGGUGAUCCAGACUAAUAGUAAUCAAAUGAUUAAGGAUGGAAACAUUUCACAGACUGCUAACCCAUCACCUGUCAUCAUUUAUGAAAAUUAUUCCAAUCCACACAAAGAAACGUUCACUGUGCCAGGCAAAGCCAUCAGCCCAUCUGAUCUUUUUGACGAUCCAUCUUACAUGAAUACUCAGAAUCCCCAUGCUUCCACCAUGAUGGGAGUGUCUGGACAGGUAUCUGCUAAUAUUCACAGAGAUGGGUGUAUUAGAAUUGCACAGAACAGCGCAGCAGCCAAAAGUUCAAAUGUGGUCCCCAUGCCUGUUACUCACUCUUCCAUGAGAGAGCAGCUCAUGAAGGAAAUCUGGUAUUGCGGAAGGAUGAGCAGACAGGAAGCUGAAAGGUUGCUGAUAAAUGAUGGUGACUUUCUGGUGCGGGAAAGCAUGACAACACCAGGACAGUAUGUACUAACUGGACUGCAGGGAGGACAAGCCAAGCACUUACUCCUGGUGGACCCUGAAGGCAUGGUGAGAACAAAGGACCGUUUAUUUGACAGUGUCAGCCAUCUGAUCAGCUACCACGUGGAUAACCAGCUGCCAAUUAUCUCAUCGGGAAGUGAACUGUACCUUAAAAAAAAUGUCUAGGAGAACAAACUUCAAAUUAAGAGACUUUGCUUUCAGUUUUAGCCAUUGCACCUGUUGGAAUGUAAAAAAAGCUAAUCUGUGUCAAAAGAAAAACGUUCAUUAUCUGCAGUUUCUUUCACGAAAUAAAAAUUUCAGACUGCAAUUGUCUUGACCAUUUUGCACUUCUGACUUAAGUAUUUGUUAGAAGUGGAUAGAUAAUUGCUUUACUGUCAUUGUACACAAUAGAUAAUAUUUUAGAGAUAUAAAUCGUGAAAUAAUGAAGUGUAACCUAUACAAUGUGUGAAUGUUUAAUUGUUUAUUUCUAAGCACACUGGCUUCAAAAACAAGCAUAAGCCAAUCCUAACGAACUGUAGACCACGAAAACGUGCCUUGAUUCUAUAGAUAUAAUACUGCAUAUGUACAUGUUUUUUU
Molecule: messenger RNA, 2937 nt
Organism: Leucoraja erinaceus (little skate)
Lineage: Eukaryota; Metazoa; Chordata; Chondrichthyes; Rajiformes; Rajidae
Product: SHC-transforming protein 1-like
Exons: 12
Coding region: 667-2526 (619 amino acids)
Biological process (GO): cell surface receptor protein tyrosine kinase signaling pathway; intracellular signal transduction
Cellular component (GO): plasma membrane
Molecular function (GO): receptor tyrosine kinase binding
Source: RefSeq, a predicted model, not a curated record